Molecule: messenger RNA, 4512 nt
Organism: Hypanus sabinus (Atlantic stingray)
Lineage: Eukaryota; Metazoa; Chordata; Chondrichthyes; Myliobatiformes; Dasyatidae
Product: thrombospondin-2-like
Exons: 18
Coding region: 226-3243 (1005 amino acids)
Biological process (GO): negative regulation of angiogenesis; cell adhesion
Cellular component (GO): extracellular region
Molecular function (GO): protein binding; calcium ion binding
Source: RefSeq, a predicted model, not a curated record
GUCCGGUUGCGGAACAAGGCGGGUGUGAGGAUUAUGUAACUUCUCUGGAGGCACAGUGGCACCACUUCCCCCACCCCACUCCCCGGAUGAUUGACAGCCCCCACAGGAGGGUAUAUAAAGAGCGGAUCGCGGUGAAGCCCAGCUACUCCUGGGCUGCUGGUUAGAGCAACGGCUGACGUGCCCGGUGAGUGCGAGAGAGAGAGAGAGAGAGAGAUAGACAGGGUGAUGAUGCCGAGUGAAGAGUUGCGUUGGCUCCUGCUUUGGCUGCUGGCGUUGGGAACCGGGGCUCAGUCUGUCGAUGAUGUCUCCGAAGAGGAGGUCACCUACGACCUGUUCGCCAUCAGCAACGUGAACAGGCAGACGGCUGGAGUGAAGCUCUUUCGAGGUCCCGAGCGCAACAUCCCGGCUUUCCGGUUCAGCCGAUUCGACCAGAUACCUGCAGCCUCCAGCGAGAAGCUCGGCGAGAUCGUGAGGCUCAUGAAGUACCACGAGGGCUUCAUCCUAUGGGCCAGCGUGAGGCAAGACCGAAAGAGCCAGGGGACAUUACUGUCCAUCGAGGGUCCGGGUUACAAACAGCAACUGGAGAUCAUCUCCAACGGACUGGCCAACACGCUGGAUUUCCAGUACACAGUGGAGAGGUCCCAGAACCUGGUCUCCUUCCAGGAUGUGGACAUCGCUGACUCUCAGUGGAAGAACAUCACCGUCCACGUGAGCGGAGAGAACGCCAACCUGUACGUGGGCUGUGAACUUGCCGAUAGCUUCAUCCUCGACGACCCGUUUUACGAGCAACUGACCUCAACUAACAGCAGGCUCUACGUGGCGAAAGGACUGACGCCGGGAAAGAACUUCAAGGGUUUCCUGCAGAACGUCCAGUUCAUUUUUGGCGCUUCCAUAGCAGAUGUCCUCAGGAGUAAAGGCUGCCUUCAUCCAGCCGAGGCCAUGAGCAGUCACGAAAGCCACGAGUUCACAGCGGUCAGCCCGGCUAUGAAGAAUGAGUUCAUUGGCCAGAAAACCAACAAAGUGGUGGAUUUCUGUGACCACUCCUGCUCGGACAUUGGAAACAUGUUUAAAGAGCUGAAUGGACUAAGGGUUCUUGUCAGCACUCUGGCUGAUGGACUAGUUAAAGUGACAGAAGAAAACGUGAUAAUUCGGGACAUCCUGGAGGAGUCGCUGAAGAAGGUGCGUCCAGGGCAAUGUUGGCACAGUGGGCGGCUCUUUGACAACAAUGAAGAGUGGACGGUGGACAGCUGUACAAAAUGUACAUGCCAGGACUUCAGUAUCAUCUGUGGCCGAAUUACCUGCCCUCCUGUGUCGUGUGCCAGCCCCUCCUUCAUCGAGGGCGAGUGCUGCCCCUCCUGUCUCCUCAAGGACAGUGAGAAUGGCUGGUCGCCGUGGUCGGAGUGGACAGAGUGCUCCGUGACUUGUGGCACCGGAACGCAACAGCGGGGAAGGUCCUGUGAUCCCACUAGCAGCCGCUGUGAAGGCCCCUCGAUUCAGACCAAGUCCUGCCAGCCGGCGGAAUGUGACAAACGAAUUCGCCAGGACGGGGGCUGGAGCCACUGGUCGCCAUGGUCUCCCUGCUCGGUAUCCUGCGGAGACGGCAUCACCACACGCAUCCGCCUCUGCAACUCGCCCGUGCCGCAGCUCGGCGGGCAGGACUGCCAAGGGAACGGUCGGGAGACAAAGCAGUGCAUGAAGGCCCCGUGCCCCAUCGAUGGCAACUGGAGCCCCUGGUCCCCUUGGUCAGCCUGCACGGCGACCUGUGGCGGUGGACUCCACGAGCGCAAGCGGAACUGCAACAACCCCGUGCCCAAGUAUGGUGGCAAGAAGUGCCUGGGAGACACCAAGGACAGCAAGCUGUGUAACAAGGAGCCCUGUCCCAUAGAUGGAUGCUUGUCCAACCCCUGCUUUGCUGGAGUACAGUGCAGCAGCUCCCCUGAUGGCUCCUGGGAGUGCGGCCCGUGUCCCGCUGGUUACCGGGGCAACGGCACCUUCUGCGAGGACAUCGACGAGUGUGCCGAGGUCCCCGAUGCGUGCUACCAGAUGAAUGGUGUCCAACGGUGUAUCAACACUGAGCCAGGAUUUCACUGCCUGCCCUGCCCUCCGCGUUACCGAGGCAACCAACCAUUCGGCCUUGGAGUUGAAGCAGCCCAAAAGGACAAGCAAGUCUGUGAGCCUCACAACCCGUGCAAGGACGGUUCCCAUAAGUGCCACAGGUACGCCAGGUGCAUCUACCUGGGCAUUUUCAGUGAGCCCAUGUACAAGUGUGAAUGCAGAAUAGGAUAUGCUGGUGAUGGCAACAUUUGUGGAGAGGAUUCUGACCUGGAUGGCUGGCCCAACGAGCAACUGGCCUGCUCAGCCAAUGCCACCUACCACUGCAAGAAGGAUAACUGCCCUCACCUGCCCAAUUCUGGGCAAGAAGACUUCGACCGGGAUGGAGAGGGAGAUGCCUGUGACAAGGACGAUGACAAUGAUGGGAGGAAUGAUGACCGAGACAAUUGCCCUCUGCUUUACAACCCCAGGCAGUUUGACUAUGACAAGGAUGAUGUGGGUGACCGAUGUGAUAAUUGCCCGUACGACCACAACCCAGCACAGAUUGACACAGAUGGAAACGGCGAAGGCGACGCCUGCUCCGAGGACAUCGACGGGGACGGCAUCCUGAAUGAGGGCGACAACUGUCCCUAUGUUUAUAAUACUGAGCAGAGGGACACUGACAAGGAUGGUGUUGGAGACAUGUGUGACAACUGCCCGCUUAUGCAUAACCCUGACCAGGAGGACUCCGACUCGGACCUGGUGGGCGAUCAGUGUGAUGACAAUCAGGAUAUUGAUGAGGAUGGCCACCAGAACAACCUGGACAACUGCCCGUACAUCGCCAACUCCAACCAGGCCGACCACGACAAGGACGGGAGGGGAGACGCCUGUGAUCCUGACGAUGACAACGAUGGGAUCCCUGAUGAGAGGGACAACUGUCGCCUUGUGCCCAACCCCGACCAGCUAGAUGAUGAUGGUGAUGGUCGAGGGGAUGCCUGUAAGGACGACUUUGAUAAUGACAACAUCCCAGACAUCUAUGACGUGUGCCCUGAGAACAGCGCCAUCAGUGAGACCGACCUGAGAAAUUUCCAGAUGGUCCACCUGGAUCCAAAAGGGACAACGCAGAUCGAUCCCAACUGGGUGGUGCGUAACCAGGGCAGGGAGCUGCUGCAGACCGCCAACUCCGACCCCGGCCUGGCUGUUGGUAGGUAACAAUCGAGUCAAGCCAGGAAAGGCAGAGGUUUUGCCCAUAAUAUCAUAAGACACAAGAACAGAAUUAGGCCUGCUCCGCCAUUCCAUCAUGGCUGAUUUUUUAUCCCUCUCAGCCCCAUUCUUCUGCUUUCUUCCCAUAACAUUUUACGUCCUGAUUAAUUAAGAAUCUAUCAACCAAUGCCUUCAAUGUACCCAAUGAACUGUCGUGCAUAGCUGUCUGUGGCAGUGAAUUCCACAGAUUCAACACCCUUUGGCUAAAGAAAUUUAUCCUUUUCUCUGUGGUAAAUGGAUGUCCCUCAAUUCUGAGGCUGUGCCCUCUGGUUCUAGACUCCUCCACUAUUGGAAACAUCCUCUCUAUGUUCACUCUAUCUCAGCCUUUCCAUGUUCAACAAAGUUCAAUAAUAUCCACCCUCCUUCUUCAAAACUCUAGUGAUUACAGGCCCAGAGCUAUCAAAUGCUCCUCAUAGGUUAACUCUUUCAUUGCUGGGAUCUUUCUUAUGCACCUCCUCUGGACCCUCUCCAAUGCCAGCACUUCUUUUCUGAGAUAAAGGGCCCAAAACAGCUCACAAUACUCCAAGUGUGGUCUGGCCUUCUCUCCAUAACCCUUAACCCCUUGGUCAAUCAGGAACCAAUCAAUCCCUGCCUUCAGUGACUUGGUCUCCUUAGCCUUCCACAGCAAUGAAUUCCCACAGUUCACCACCUUCUGGUUGAAGAAAUUAGUUAGAACAUAGAAUACAGCAGACCAACCCUCUUUUCAGCCCACAAUGUGAUGUCAAAACAGUUAAAAUGCAAAUCAAAAACCCACGAAGAGUUCCUCGCAUUCAUGUGCCGAUCUAAAAGCCUCUUAAAAGCUCUAAUAUAUUCGCCUCUACCGCCAUAGCACCCAAACGGACUCAGGGUUCAAACCCUCCGCGACGUCUCCCCAAGUGCAGCUGUGACGUUCUCAGUGUUUAGUGGUGCAACACCUCGCAUUCUUUUGACCCCUUCCUCCAAAACUUCAAAAACCCGGUACGUUAAUCACCUGACCGCUCUCUCAAACAAGUUUCAGAAAUGCUGACAACGUCGUAGUUCCAUGUGCUGAUCCAGGCUCCGAAUUCAUCAACGUUUCAAACGACCCAACCCAUCAUACCGGCUCGAAAAGACUUCUUCAGAGAGAGUGAUAAACUUUUGUUUGUAUGCCAAUCUACAAAUUGUUCAAUACAGCAGAUAGUACGGAUCGUUCCGUGGGUAGGUACAGCGGGUAGUACGGAUCGUUCCGGGGGUAGGUAC